Messenger RNA from Rhincodon typus (whale shark), 1313 nucleotides. It is a transcript of the gene nup43, whose product is annotated as nucleoporin 43. The transcript is spliced from 8 exons. The record is from RefSeq and is a predicted model, not a curated record. Bases 49 to 1161 code for a protein of 370 amino acids. Lineage: Eukaryota; Metazoa; Chordata; Chondrichthyes; Orectolobiformes; Rhincodontidae. Gene Ontology annotation, cellular component: nuclear pore outer ring. Gene Ontology annotation, molecular function: protein binding.
UGUUAACCCGGAAGUUGCCGGCCCGCGGUCAAUGCUCACCCCGUUGACAUGGAGGCUAGGUAUGUUUCACAGAAGAUCAGCCGGGUCCGCUGGCUCCCGGUGUCCGGCUCCAGUCUGCAGCUUCCCGAAUGCUUCGCCACCGGAUCCUGGGAUGCUGAGCAGAACAAAGUGUGCCUAUGGGAAACAAUUGACAUUGAAAGCAUUGAUACAGAUCAACUGUUCUUGGAGGACUCUAAGCCUUUGUGUUCAAUCACCCACCAAGGUGACGUUAUGGAUCUACAGUUUCUGGAUCAGGAAAAGAUUAUUACCGCUUCUUCUACAGGAAGUGUCAUUUUAUUCCGUUAUCAUCAAAAUGACCAGAAACUCUCAAUCCUCCAGGAAUGGGAACGUGCCCACUACUAUUCCCAUGGCAGUGCUCCCUGUACCAGCCUGGUCUGUAAUGGUCCUGAGAUCAUCUCUGUCGGGGAGGAUGGUCGGAUUAACCAUUUCCAAGCUGACCAAAAGGAACCUGUGCAGACUAUAGACAAUGCUGACAGCAGUUCACUCAAUGCAGUCACCUUUCUGCGAACUACAGAAAUUUUGACAGUCAACUCAAUAGGACAGUUGAAAGUUUGGGACUUCAGACAGCCAGGAAAUAAACCUCGUCAGAUAUAUUCUUUGACGGGUGAUCGGGUGCCACUGCAUUGCGUAGACAGACAUCCGAACCAGCAGCACAUAGUAGCGACAGGUGGACAGGAUGGAACAUUCUGUAUCUGGGAUGUCAGACAAGGAAGUGUACCCAUCUCUUUACUGGAUGCUCAUUCUGCAGAAAUGUGGGAAGUUCAUUUUCACCCCUCCAAUCCUGACCAUGUGUUUACUUGCUCCGAGGAUGGGUCACUGUGGCAUUGGAAUGCUUCCGUUACCGCGCCUGAUCUGCCUUCCUUUCUUCAACAAGGUAGAAGAAACUUCUCAAUUAGUGGCUCAGGUGCCAAUGUCGACUUAAACCAAUCAGUGACCUGUGCCUGGCUCACCAUGGAUGCUGCAAAAGGCAGAGUGGACAUCAAUAACCUUCUGUCUGCUUAUGUGCUUUCAGUGAAUAGUUUAGAUGUUGUGGGAGAUCAUUUAGUAUGUGGAACAGAUGGAGAAGCUGUCUACCUUACCCGUAAUCUGGAGCUCCGAUAGGCAAAUCAUACAACAAACCUUGAUAAACCGCAAAUGUAAAUUCCUGUACAUGUACUGUUAUUCUUAAAACCAAAUACUUGUCAGGCUGAGUGUGGCACAAAGACAAACACAAAUACAUAACUUUUUUUAAAAAAUAAAGUACUAUCAUUAAA